AUGCUUUUUAAUAAACAACUUGACGCUGCUGAAAUAGCUCUGUCAGUUAGUUACUCUCUCAAUAUAUUGGGAUCAAUCCAGUGGAUGAUUCGUCAAAGUGUAGAAGUUGAGUCUCAAAUGACAGCUGUUGAAAGAGUAUUAGAAUAUUGUCAUCUUGAACAAGAGUCACCAUCGCAUACCAACUAUCGACCAAAUGCAAAUUGGCCAUCAUGUGGUGAAAUUAAUUUUAAAAAUGUAUCUUUUCGUUAUUCAAAUGAUAGUCCAUUUGUAUUGAAGAAUUUAACAUUGACAAUAUAUUCUGGUGAAAAAAUUGGCAUUGUUGGAAGAACAGGUGCUGGAAAAAGUUCAUUUAUUCAAACAUUAUUUCGAAUGGCUGAACCAACUGGUCAAAUUUAUAUUGAUAACGUUGAUAUAUUUCAGUUGGGAUUAUAUGAUUUACGACGACGAAUCUCUAUUAUACCACAAGAUCCUGUUUUAUUUACGGGCACAGUGAGAUAUAAUUUAGAUCCAUUCGGUGAUUAUUCAGAUAUAGAAAUUUGGAAAGCAUUAGAAGAAGUUCAGUUAAAAUCAUUCGUCGAAAAAAAUAUGUCGAAUAGUUUAAAAUCUCUUGUUAGUGAAAGUGGUUCAAAUUUAAGUGUAGGACAAAAACAGCUAAUCUGUUUGGCACGUGCAAUUUUAAAAAAGAGCAAAAUAUUGGUUAUAGACGAAGCAACGGCUAAUGUUGAUAAUGCGACUGAUGAAUUCAUUCAAAAUAGCAUUAGAGAAAAGUUUAAACAUUGUACAGUGCUAACAAUUGCUCAUCGACUAAGAACAGUAGUCGAUAAUGAUAGAAUUAUGGUAAUGAACGCGGGUGAACUAGUUGAAUUUGAUUCACCAUAUAGUUUACUGGAAAAUCCAACGUCUUAUCUAACUGAUCUUGUAAGACAAACCGGUGCUGCUGAAUUCGAUCAUCUACGAGGAUUAGCCAAAUUAGCCUAUUUGAGGACAUCAGUUGAUCAGCAAACAAAACAGUAUGUUGAUAAUAAAAAUAUACAAUCUGAACAUUUUGAUAAUUCCAAUGGAGAAGAAACCGAGCAAUUGUUGAAAAGUGACCAUCUAGUCGUAUGA
Messenger RNA from Didymodactylos carnosus, 1107 nucleotides. NCBI's taxonomy places the organism in Eukaryota, Metazoa, Rotifera, Eurotatoria, Philodinida, Philodinidae. The record is from the annotation of a GenBank genome assembly.